CGCGAGCAACGAGCCUAAAAUAAAUAGGUUUGAAUUGAGCUUGUUAACUAUUCGAGUCGAGCCGAACUCGAGCCGAGCUUAAUAUGACCGAACUCGAGUCGAACUUUUUCCGAGCGAUCCACGAGCGGCUCGCGAGCGGCUUGGCUCAUUUACACCCCUAAUUACAAUAUUUAUGCCGAAUCCGAGCUCCGACUCCCUGGAUCAAACUGAAAAUCACAAGAGAACCGGAGAUAAAUCUAUUGCUAAAUAUAUAGAUUUGGACUUGAAAAUGACUGAAGUCUAUAUAGAUUUGGACUUUAUGUCCGCUAAGUAUGUUGGCCAACGAUGAAUAUUGAUUUAGCCGACUUGCUCCUUUUUUCUAGAAGAAAACAGAACUGGUCGAAACUGGAACAGUUAUAUCUCAGGAUUCCAAUUUUACAACAGUAUUAAGGAAGAAAAUUCAAUUCAAUGUGGGUGGGUAAUGCAGAAGCUGGGCGGCUGGCCGCCCAAAACAGAACAGAAACAGUCGUAUACGCGCGUACGCUCCUCGACCCCAUCCGCCUUUGAUCAAUUCCCUGCAAUGAUCCAAUGAAUGUAGAGUAUAAAUAUUGGACCAGCCGGCCGGCACCAAACAAAAAUUAAUCAGCUAGCUGCUAGAAAUUAAGCAUUAUGUAUACGUUCAGUACGAGAAAGCAGAUGCCUUUCUCCUCUUUUCUUUUUACUGCUUCUCUGCUCAUGAUGAUCUGUGUUUUCAUUUGCCAGUUUGAUGCAACACAGGCACAAGAAGUUGAGGACGAGAGGGAGUUCGAUUACGACGAGAAGAGCGGAAAGGGCCCGGGGAGAUGGGGAGAGCUGAAGAAAGAAUGGGCUGCUUGCGGGGAUGGAAAGAUGCAGUCUCCCCUCGCCCUCUCCGCUCCGAUCAUCAAACGCCGCGGUGGCGUUCGCAAGCCGGGAGUUAAGAUCACUAGGAACUCUUACAUGCCAGCGAAUGCUACUCUUCACAACCGAGGCCAUGACAUUUCCAUUGAGUGGGUGGGUGAUCCGGGAUCCAUUCCUAUAAAUGGCAAACACUUCUCCCUCAAAGCGGUUCAUUGGCACUCUCCUUCCGAGCACACUCUUCAUGGUACCAGGUAUGAUCUGGAGCUACACGCAUUGCACAUGAAUACAGACCAAACGAGUGGAAAGAACACAACAGCUGUGUUUUCGGUUCUCUACCGCAUUGGUCGAAAACCCAACCGGUUUCUCUCUCGGGUGACGAAGAAAAUAGCAUCUAUGAUGGAUCAGGAAGGUGAAGUGAGAAAUGCAGGGUUUGUUGAUCCAAAUAAAAUCCAAUUCAUAAGCAAUGAUUAUUACAGAUACACGGGUUCUCUCACUACCCCGCCUUGCACCGAAGGCGUCAUUUGGACUGUCAAUAAAAAGAUACACAACGUUUCCAGGAAGCAAGUAAAGCUGCUUCGAGAAGCAGUUCAUGACUCUGCAGAAAGAAAUGCAAGGCCUCUACAACCGCGCAACAAUAGAGAUAUAUAUCUCAGACUGUCGUCUUGAGUGAUCAACUGAUCAUAGUAUCAUAGAUGAUUAUCAUUAAAGAGAAAGUUAGAAAUUUUGUCUCAUAACUUAUGCACAUGACAUACUCUCUUUUAGUCAUGUAGUUUUAAGUACUUUUUUUUUAUUUAUUUUGAUUUAUCAUGUGACUAGUAAAUUCAAAUAUAUUAAAGACUUUUUCAUCUGAAUGUACAAUUUAUGAUGAAAUAUAUAUAACAAGUGAUGGGAACUUGACCAUCCAUUAGACCCCCUUUGAUGUUUGAAC
Molecule: messenger RNA, 1786 nt
Organism: Cuscuta epithymum
Lineage: Eukaryota; Viridiplantae; Streptophyta; Magnoliopsida; Solanales; Convolvulaceae
Source: the annotation of a GenBank genome assembly